Messenger RNA from Effrenium voratum, 1931 nucleotides. Lineage: Eukaryota; Dinophyceae; Suessiales; Symbiodiniaceae. The record is from the annotation of a GenBank genome assembly.
CCUUCUCUUGUCAUCUGUCUCAGGGAGAGCUAGCUUUCAAUUAGUUGCCGUAACACGGAAGUUCCUUCUAAACUUCUUUGACUAAAAGGUUUAGCUGCCCCCGUUGCAAAGCAGCCCAUGAAUGUACAUUGCCAGCAGCCCGGGCCCUGAACGGUUUCUUCGCAGUAUUUCUUUUGUUCCCGCGAGUGAUAUGGAGGCUCAGCAAAGCCUGAAGCUUGCGGUCCGGGGAGUUGUUUGCGCCUCAGCGGCGGUCUUUUCGAUCCUAGCGCUGCCGGAUGCUGGACUUGAGGAGCUCUACCUCCGAGAAGGGGCCGUGCCGGACCCGCGGCUACUUGAGCUGCCGCUGUGUCGUCUCAACCCAGAGCUCUGUGCAGGAAAAACGAAGCUGCAGCAACAGCAGCUCGCCGCGGCCUCCAGAAUGCAUGGAUCCAUAUUGCACGUGGGCGGCGCAGGGCUGGCGGCUUGUUGCGUUGCAAGCUUGCUGCUUGGCCUUGUGCUGCAGUUCUGGGUGCUUGGCCUCGGUGCUGCGAGCAGAGAACCGCUUGAGACGAGGUUUGAGGCGCCUGGCGGGCGGCUCUCUUGGCGGUGGUGGUGGUUCUUUCCCUGCGAGUUCAGCUACCCAACGAUGUCCAUGAAACUUUGGGUGUUUGCUCUGCUUUGGGCCCAUUGUCAUGUGUUGAUGGCGCCCAGGCCUGGGGUUUUGUCUACGCCAGAGCUAGUGGAGCUUGUUGCGCGCCCUACGCCAUGGAAAUAUCCGAUGCUCUGCAACAAGUGGCUCCUUCCAAACCUCACGGAGAAGACAGCAAGUGGCUGGAUGGAAUUCCUCAGCCAGCUGCGCUUGGGGAUGGUUCUUUCCUGGUUGGGCUUCAUUCUGCUGCCCAGCUCUGGCAAAGAUGGGUGCCUGCCAGUCUUUCUGAGAGCCUUCAGCGGCCUGCUCUACGGCUGCGGUGCGCUCGUCUACGCAUACCUGGGGAUCAUUACAUACACAUACAAUCAGAAACACUCCGAAUACGGCACCAUCCUUUUUGCUUUGGCUAGUACAGCAGCCGUGCCCUUCCUGGAGACCAAUCCAUUGGCUGGCGCUUGGUUGCGGAAGUUCCUCGUCAUGUGCUCAAUCAUUCCCAUCUACCUCUUCGCAGGCGUUUGCAAGGUGAGGUACCUGGGCGUGCCGACGCUGGUGACAGGUGAGUGGCUCUUGGAUGCGGUGACGCACCAGGCACAUGGCUUCAGCUGGCUCCCUAGCCUGAACAGAUAUUUGUCCAUGUCUCCUUGGAUUUGCAUGUUCAUGUCCUGGGCCACCUUGGUAUUUGAGCUCAUCCUUCCGGCCAUCGUCGUGGCCACCAUGGGGCCUUCUCUCCACUCCGGGUCUGCCAUUCGGCUGCUGUACUUCCUUGGCACUGCGAUGUUCCACGUGCAGGUCUUCUUCCAGUUGGGGCCGAACUGGGUUGUCCAGCUUCUGCUUCUCCUCUUGGCCUCCGACCCCCUCGCUUGGAUUAAGGGGAAACCGCCGAGGCCCACGGUGUCCGCGUCUCUGAAAAAAGCGCCAUGCUUUGGCGACCACCUACGCGGGGUCUUGGGCUUCCUGACGCUCGCGGCCUGGUUUGCGACUCAAUUUUGGUCGGACCUAGACCACCUGCUCUUCCAAUUCCCCUGGGCCGCCAAUCACGAGCCCCUCUUGCCCGUGCCGGAGAUGGACAUGUUCUCUCCAGCCGGAGCGGCUUCCAGCUACAAGACAUCCUUUGCAGUUGUUGUGCUUUUGGUCAUGCUCUUGCUGGCGAAAAUCGGUUCGGAUGUACAGUCAUACCAGUUGAUUGUGCGCGAGCGUACGCAAGAUAUAGGACCUGCCUAGAUCACUUGACUUUCUAUCAAUGUGGUUCAAAGCGACCAUGAUAUUUGGUUUCAUUGUGCCACCUCAGCUAGCGAGAUGAUGA